Molecule: messenger RNA, 728 nt
Organism: Cokeromyces recurvatus
Lineage: Eukaryota; Fungi; Mucoromycota; Mucoromycetes; Mucorales; Mucoraceae
Exons: 1
Coding region: 171-500 (109 amino acids)
Source: RefSeq, a predicted model, not a curated record
UUUUUUUUAAGAUAAAGAACUAAUAUAAAAGAGCUGUUUGUUUUUUGAUUUUACUUUCUUUACUUUUUCACUUUUAAAAUCCAUUUUGUAAAUACCAUAUACCAAUCUUUAAAGUAUUUAAAUUACCCCUCCAAAAAAAAACUAUACUUUAGCCAAGCCAAAAUAAUAUUAUGGACAGAAAAUAUAAUUCAAGAAGAUUAAGCUUUUCAUCUGACAUUAGUGAUGAAGGUCAAGAUUUAUCUCCAAUGAAAUCAUCCAAAAUAUAUCACCAAAAUAAGAAUUAUUGGGACCAGCUCUUGGCUCAAUUUGAUUCUCAAUCAGAUAUGGCACAACUCAUUCAAUUAUGUAGAACUGAAGAAUAUAGACGUCAGCGUGAAGAAACAAAAACGAAAUUAAAAGAAUAUCAAGUAUGGUACCAAUUACAGAAUCUUCAAGGCAAAAAAUUACCGAAAAAUGACAAAGAAUAUAACCCUCAUUUACCUUCUCUUUCUCAUUAUUAAUUAUUAUUAUUAUUAUUUCUUUAAAAGCAGACAUUUAUUUAUAUAUCCCCCCUCCUCCGUUAUUUGUUACUGAACACAAUUGUAUAUCUCUCUUUUUUUUUUGUUAAGUUCAUACUUUCUCUUUAUAAAUAUGCAUAUUUUAUAGUAGCCUUUUUUUUUAUUAUAAUCCAUAGAGUACUUAUGAAUAAGCAUAAUAAAUGUAAAUACUUAUAGCUAUUGAUAACUUAA